AGCGCCAUCUUUCUCCCACGCUGUCAACCAUCUUGGUACUCCUAGUAGCCAUGCCGGCUGUAUCGGAGAAGGAGUCGGAAUUGUCGGAGCGGAUUGAAGCUUUCAUCACUGGCCUGAAGAGAGGGGGAGGGCGGCCGAGCUCAGAGGAGACCGCCCGGGAGACUGUGGGCCUUCUCCGCCGUAUCAUCGCUCAGGCACGAUGGAGCAACGCAGGAGAACUGAUGGACAUUAUCCGGAGGGAGGGGAUGAGGAUGACGGCUGCUCAGCCCUCAGAGACCACCGUAGGCAAUAUGGUGCGCCGGGUGCUGAAACUGAUUCGUGAGGAGUACGGCAGGCUGCGCGGUUGCAGCGAGGAGAACGACCAGCAGGAAUCCCUCCACAAGCUGGUGAUGGCGGAGGGGCUGAGCGAGGACUUCAACACGUCUUUCCCGCUGCUGAAGGCCAACGUGAUCGAAGCCGUGAAUGAGCUGCUCAUCGAAUUGGAGGGCACCACCGACAACAUCGAAACCCAGGCCAAGGAACACAUCCAUUCCAACGAGGUCAUCAUGACCAUCGGCAACUCGCGCACGGUGCUGCGCUUCCUGAAGGAGGCCGCUCGCAAAAGGAUCUUCCAUGUUAUAGUGGCUGAGUGCGCCCCCUUCUGUCAGGGCCACGAAAUGGCGGCCAAUCUGGCCAAAGCGGGAAUAGAGACAACCGUCAUCACCGAUGCCGCCAUCUUCGCGGUCAUGUCCCGUGUCAAUAAGGUCAUUAUAGGCACCAAGACCAUCCUGGCGAACGGCUCCCUGCGUGCGGUUUCUGGGACGCAUGCCCUGGCUCUGGCUGCAAAGCAUCACUCCACCCCGCUCAUAGUGUGCGCGCCCAUGUUCAAACUGUCGCCACAGUUCCCCAAUGAAGAGGACUCCUUCCACAAGUUUGUCUCUCCACAGGAAGUUCUUCCAUUCUCACAAGGUGAGAUCCUGUCCCAGGUCAGUGCUCAUUGUCCCAUCUUUGACCACGUCCCGGCCGAGCUGAUCACGCUGUUCAUAACCAACAUUGGAGGGAACGCGCCAUCGUAUAUCUACCGCCUGAUGAGCGAACUCUACCACCCGGCAGACCAUGAACUGUGA
Nanorana parkeri is the source of this 1106-nucleotide messenger RNA. It is a transcript of the gene EIF2B2, whose product is annotated as eukaryotic translation initiation factor 2B subunit beta. Gene Ontology annotation, biological process: translational initiation. The record is from RefSeq and is a predicted model, not a curated record. Gene Ontology annotation, molecular function: guanyl-nucleotide exchange factor activity; translation initiation factor activity. Bases 51 to 1106 code for a protein of 351 amino acids. The transcript is spliced from 8 exons. Gene Ontology annotation, cellular component: eukaryotic translation initiation factor 2B complex. Lineage: Eukaryota; Metazoa; Chordata; Amphibia; Anura; Dicroglossidae.